CUCCCCUAUCCUUCAAGCUUUCCUCCCCUUCUCUCUCGUUUGUUCCUAGCACUUCUUUCUCCUCACCAUGCAACAAGGAGAGGUUGCCAGCAUUCACUACCUUUCACCUUCCAAUCCACUUUCUUCUCCAGCCCAUGACGGCAUGCCUCAGAACUGCGUCACCUCCUUCGGUUGUGGAAGUCUCUUUGGACCUCGUCUGGCACAGCUCCAGGCCGUGCCAAUGAUGCACGACCUCGGCUUUCCAAGCUCCUGUUUCGGUUCUGGUGCAACCUCAGAUGAGGCAGGUGACCACCAAGCGAGCUUGGCGGAGGAGAGGAAGAAGAGGAGGAUGAUAUCCAACAGGGAGUCGGCUCGCCGGUCGCGGAUGAGGAAGCAGAAGCAGCUGAGUGAGCUGAGGUCGCAGGUCAUGUAUCUCCGGUCGGUGCACCGCCGGCUCCUCGACCAGCUAAACUGUGUGAUGAGACAGCGUGAUGAGAUCAACUCCGAGAUUGAGAAGCUGAGAGAUGAGAACACUGAGCUCCGGAGGAAACUUGAGAACCUUGCGGCGAAUUGAAUUAGCUUCCUUCUUCUUCCACUGGACCAGAUGAGUGACAGGCCACUGCAACUACAGGAUUGCUUCGACGAGGGGAGAGGGCUCGUUUUUCGUGUUCUUCCUUUACUUUCUUGUGCGGCAUGAGCAUUAGCCUGUCUCAAACAAUUCCACCUAAUUUGAGUUGCAUGAUCUAACAAGAUUCAGAAACACUGACCCGAUCGAUCUGCAUCCACUAAAAUCACAAGUUCAAGAGCAAUAAUAGACUGAUGGAAAUUUCUCCAAACUCAUUCUACCUUAAGGGCAACAGAGUGAUCAUGCAACAGUACCUCAAAAGGAAAUGCCUUCAUGGCAGUUCUUAGAGCAUGAAUGCCAUGCCCUGUUUCAGAUUACAUCCUGCAGAAUGUGGCCAUGAUUUGUUCCUAAACAUACAAAUUUGUUCCUUCCAUGUCUGCUCUCUGGUGGUUUCAUAUGGAGCAGACUGAAGUCUUGGUUUGUGCCUCAGUCCUUUUAAUCCAUGUAUCAAGUUUGAUCAGUAAAA
Messenger RNA from Musa acuminata AAA Group (dessert banana), 1070 nucleotides. RefSeq names its product basic leucine zipper 43-like. The record is from RefSeq and is a predicted model, not a curated record. Gene Ontology annotation, biological process: regulation of DNA-templated transcription. The coding region runs from base 68 to 553 and encodes 161 amino acids. Gene Ontology annotation, molecular function: DNA-binding transcription factor activity. NCBI's taxonomy places the organism in Eukaryota, Viridiplantae, Streptophyta, Magnoliopsida, Zingiberales, Musaceae. The transcript has a single exon.